AUGGAGACCAGAACACAGGUGGCCAUAGAUGGAAACCGGGAAGAAGCAAUCGCAAAAAUUGAGAUACGAUAUGUUGAUGACUGUACUCAGUGUGGUACUGGUUUCCACACAAAGGGAACCAUGAUAUCUCUGGAAGAUGCGGAGAUCACGUUGCUCCUCUUAGAUGAUUCUCACGUCAAUUCACUGGGUCUGACCCCUUUCUUCCCUCCCUGCCCACCCGCAGGAAGCAGGGCGGAGAUCUGCCUCCUGCCCCCAGAACCAGGGCUCUGCCAGGACCCGGUGACCCGCUACUACUACGACAGGUACACGCAGACCUGCCGGGCAUUCAGGUUCGGGGGCUGCGGGGGCAACGCCAACCAGUUCGCCACCUGGGAGGCCUGCGAUGAAGCUUGCUGGAUGAUCCGGGAGGUUCCCAAAAUUUGUAGGUUUGAAGUCAGUAAGAAUAAGUGUGGCAAGUCCAGUGCAGAGUAUUUCUUCGAUCUGAAGACCAUGAGAUGUGAGAAAUUCACAACUGGUGGGUGUCCCUACAAUAUGAACCGGUUCCCUGAUGAAGCAUCUUGUAUGAACUUCUGUGCGUCAAAGAAAAUGCCAUCAUUUUGCUACAGUCCAAGAGAUGGAGGAUCGUGCUUUGCUAAUGAGACUCGCUAUUAUUUUAAUAUGAGACGCAAAGCUUGUGAGGACUUCAACUACACUGGCUGUGGAGGGAAUGACAAUAAUUUCUCCUACUUGAAGGAUUGCCAACGAGUUUGUGAAAAAGCCUACAAGAGGGGAAAAAGGAAGACACAAAAGCCUCCCUUUUCAAUUAAAAGGCCAAAAUCUUGGAGGAAGAGAUCUUAAGAAUUUUCUUCUAUGUCGUCUUGUGAAUGCUUAUUUCCUGAACGACUGUAUCUGUGGAAUAUGGCACAAUGAGAAAACAAAUCAUAAGAGAUUUAUUCACUCACCAAUUUUUUUUACUGAUACAAGUUACUUUUUCACCUGUGCAUAUGUUAUACAUAACUACCUGAUAUUCAAAUGUGAAUUUCUCCUUUUUUAUUCACUGUGUAUGAGUUUGAAUUAUUAUAGUGCAUAAGAUAUAAAGGAAAGUAUGACUCAUUCAGUUCUUGGGUUGCUAGUCUUUAUUUCUGCAGAUAAUCAUACCUGAAAUAUCAUUAGAUAAUUAUGUACUUUUAACAUAUAUGAGCAUAAACAGCUGGCAAAUAUGUGUCACUAUGAAUUAAAAGUUGGAUUAUAUUUUCUGACCAAAGAAACAAAGUUGCAGAUUCACUAACACUUUGAAAAACAAUCCAAUAUGCAGAUCUACUAACUUUGCUUUCAAUCUGUUGUGUCACAAUGCAGCGUGAUGAGUAAGGGGACAUAUUUAAAGUAUAAUAAAAUGCUUUUGACUGAAUUAAAAAGUUAGCAAAUUUAUUGUCAAAAUGUCCUGGGGGGGGGAGUUAUAUCUACACCUACCUCUUUUUUUUUUCCAAAGCUAUCUAUUCUCACUCACAUGUGUAGGUUUGUAAACAUAUAGAUAGAUGGUUUCAAAAGUUCUUAUUACAUUAUUUUCUAAGACAAAAUGGGGUGGAAACCAAUAAA
Molecule: messenger RNA, 1575 nt
Organism: Fukomys damarensis (Damara mole-rat)
Lineage: Eukaryota; Metazoa; Chordata; Mammalia; Rodentia; Bathyergidae
Gene: Tfpi2
Product: tissue factor pathway inhibitor 2
Exons: 6
Coding region: 1-837 (278 amino acids)
Molecular function (GO): serine-type endopeptidase inhibitor activity
Source: RefSeq, a predicted model, not a curated record